AUGAGUCGCAGAAAUAAUAAAUUGCCAUGUGAGACUCCAGUGUCGUCAAGAUGUCAAGAGCAGACAUCAAUGCAAGAGGUGUUAAAAGCCAUACAAGCUCUACAACAAACGGUGAAUGAAGUUCGAGCUGAAACAGUUUCGAAUUGGGAAGGCAUAAGUAAGAUAGAUCAAGAUGAAGGCGAACGGUGCACUGCUAAAGUCGUAUGUUCAGGAGGCGAAGGCAUCCGACUUUAUGAUUUGCCAAAAUUCAACGGUAACGCCGAACAGUGGCCACUUUUUCGUGCUAGUUUUGAGGACACCACCAAAACGUUUAAGUAUACCAACAGACAUAAUUUAAUGCGCCUACAGAAAUGCCUAAUGGAUGAAGCCAAGGAUGUCGUUCAGUCACUGUUAAUAUACCUAUCAAAUGUGCCUGCAGUUAUGGGAGAACUUGAAUUUCGUUUUGGCCGCCCAGAUUUACUAAUACGGUCCCAGUUGGACAACAUUCAACAGUUCGAGAGAGUGACGGAGAGGAACGUUGAUAGUUUAAUUGCCUUAUCCUCUCUUGUCCGAAAUGUUGUAGCCUUUUUGUCAUCAGCCAAGUGUGAGCAACACUUGAACAACCCAAUAUUAUUAGAACAACUAGUGUAUAAGCUGCCGCCUAAUAAACAAUUCGAGUGGGCGCGUCACGCUGUAAUUCUGAAGGAAUGUCCCACAAUAAAACAAUUUAAUGUUUGGUUGAGUGAGAUGGCGCAAAUAAUUUGCCUUUUGCCACAGCCAUUGUGUCAAUCAAAAACCGAAAAGCCUAAAAUUACAAUGCCAGCUACUCAAAAUUAUACGCGCCGAGUUAUGUAUGCACAAAACCAUGAGAUGGAACAAGAAAAUCACCUAGAAGUUAAGUGUUUUGAAUGUGCAGGCCAACAUCUAAUAGUUACAUGUGAAGCGUUUUUGAGUAAAAAUGUUCAGCAGCGUUGGGUAAAGGUGAAGCAGCUUCGUUUGUGUUUUUCAUGUUUGAGGAAAGUACACAAUGUCAUACAGUGCCGAAUGAAAAGAUUCUGCGGUAUAAACGGUUGCCGUAAAAAUCAUAAUAGAUUGCUUUAUGAGUCCCAACAAGUGCCGCCUACGUCUGGAUCAGUUCAACAGGUUUUGAGUUGUGCCAAGCCAUGA
Messenger RNA from Teleopsis dalmanni, 1146 nucleotides. RefSeq lists its product as uncharacterized. The record is from RefSeq and is a predicted model, not a curated record. The transcript is spliced from 2 exons. Lineage: Eukaryota; Metazoa; Arthropoda; Insecta; Diptera; Diopsidae. The coding region runs from base 1 to 1146 and encodes 381 amino acids.